AAGAAACCAGUCACAGCUCGUCUACUUUGUGCUCUUGUGGUAUUAAGAACUUCGUAAAACAAUGGCCUUAAGGAAAUUGACCGAUAACCGGCCUGAGACGCCGUACUUCCGGCCCCCACCCAUUCACAUCCGGGUGUUAAAAUGUUGCGACCAGCUAAAGGUGAUCAGCUGGGACAUCCAGGAUGGAGGGGUCAAACCACUUCUAACAAAAAAAAAUAAAGUGGCCGCAAUCACCGAUGGUGAAACAGUGGUAAAAAUCACUUUAUUUGAAGAGUUCUCCUCCAAAGUGAAACAGGACAUGUCCUACAUGAUGAGGGGACAUGAGCUGAGGGGCCAAGCUCCCCCUUACCUCAUCAACAUCACGUCAAAGACACAGUUUUUUAAAGCUCCUGCCCUUCCAGUCUCAGAGGCCCUCGUCAAAAAGGCGGAGGAGCUUCUGGAGCCACCUUCCCCACCAACGCCACUUAAGAUGAGCCCAACAUCUGGAGGGCUCAUGACAGUGGAAGGGGAGGUUGUGGAGUGUUCGGCAGUGAGGACAGUUUUCUCAGGAAAACAAGUGGUGCCCAUACGAACGCUCCAGCUGAAGCAGGAUGGGCAUACCAUGACUGUCUCCUUGUGGAGGGAGGCGGCAGUUGUUGAUAUUGAUGUGGGAGAUCAGAUAAAGAUCUCCCAUGUCAAAGUGCACCGCUCUGCCUAUGGAGUACAGCUCCAGGCGACUUCGUAUACAAAGAUUGAGACAAAGGAAGAUGAAAGGACUGAAAUAACCAUAGUUGGUGUGGACACUGCAGAGCAGUGCAGUGCACUGCAGUCCACUCAGCUGCAGGUUCUCCUUCAAACGGGAGAAACCCUCUUCAUUGACGAGGAAAUGUGGAAGCCCUACGAGGAGGAGUUUGAGAAGGACACAAUCACCGUUGCUGUAAAAAUCAUAGGAAAACAAAUAGUAGACAUAAAAAACCCAGAAUAA
Oreochromis niloticus (Nile tilapia) is the source of this 964-nucleotide messenger RNA. RefSeq lists its product as uncharacterized. The record is from RefSeq and is a predicted model, not a curated record. Bases 62 to 964 code for a protein of 300 amino acids. The transcript has 6 exons. NCBI's taxonomy places the organism in Eukaryota, Metazoa, Chordata, Actinopteri, Cichliformes, Cichlidae.